ACAAUGAUUCUGAAAACAAUGAUUUGAAAAAUAAUGAUUUCGAAGACAAUAAUUCUGAAGAUAAUGAUUCUAAAAACAAUAAUUCUAAAAACAGUAAUUUUGAAAACAGUGAUUCUGAAAACA
Messenger RNA from Scutellospora calospora, 123 nucleotides. Lineage: Eukaryota; Fungi; Glomeromycota; Glomeromycetes; Diversisporales; Gigasporaceae. The record is from the annotation of a GenBank genome assembly.